UACUUCGCCGGUCAAGGUCUGUACUUGUCUGAAAAUUCGAGUCGAAGCACCAUCACGCGUAAUUCUUCCUUGGUCAGCUCAGUUGGCAGCAGUAUUGUGUUGGGUGGAGUAGUGCUCAUCAUCAUUUUCUACAUACGAAAAAGUAUCGGCAGUGAAGGCCAAACAGAGCAUGUCGGGCUCAACUAC
Molecule: messenger RNA, 186 nt
Organism: Ostertagia ostertagi
Lineage: Eukaryota; Metazoa; Nematoda; Chromadorea; Rhabditida; Trichostrongylidae
Source: the annotation of a GenBank genome assembly